This is a messenger RNA of Staurois parvus, 312 nucleotides long. Lineage: Eukaryota; Metazoa; Chordata; Amphibia; Anura; Ranidae. The record is from the annotation of a GenBank genome assembly.
UGUUUGAUCCUGACUUCUCUGAUCCUUCCCUUCUUCCAGUGUCCCCCUCUUAUCUCCUGAUAAGACAUAUCAUGUGGAGACACUCUGCACAUGCUCAGUUUGGUGGUUUAUUUCUUCAGAGAGUGUGCAUGUGAUCAGCACAGGACAAAUCAACACUGUCCAGGCAGAGGUCGGGGGUCCUGCAUCCUUCUAGAGCAGAAUGAAAACUACCCCUACAAGCUUUUAACAUGUGCUCUGCUGGACACUGAUAGAAGUAACAAGACUGCUCUAACUGCUGAUGAGAAAAGGCAUUUAGCAGUUUAUAUUUACUAA